Neltuma alba is the source of this 724-nucleotide messenger RNA. RefSeq lists its product as uncharacterized. The transcript has 3 exons. The coding region runs from base 252 to 494 and encodes 80 amino acids. The record is from RefSeq and is a predicted model, not a curated record. NCBI's taxonomy places the organism in Eukaryota, Viridiplantae, Streptophyta, Magnoliopsida, Fabales, Fabaceae.
UCGGAAAAAAGAUGGUGGGUCGGGCAUGAACCGGGUCGAGAGAAUUCCACGAGUCCAGACAAAAUGGCUCGAGAGAUCCUGAUCCUUCUUCGGAGCAACCCUAGAAAGCUGUCCUCCGAUUGUCCUCUGCCACAAUCGAAUAGUCUUGGGCGUCUCGAGACCUUCGGCUUCAUUCAGAGUACGCAUCCCUUUAUCUUCGAUACCACGGUGCUUGAGUUUAACCAAGUGCUUUUACAUAUCUCAUUUCUGCUAUGGAAAAUGUCAAUGAACGUUCCCAUAUUUCCCUAGGGAUGACGGAACCACCCUUCAGACCACGUGAGCAACUUCUUGAGAAGCAAAGAUAUUUUCAGACCAUGCAUAAGCACACUUACUUGAAGGGGCCAUAUGACAAGAUCACCUCUGUCGCAAUACCACUUGCAUUGGCAGGAGCUUCAAUCUACAUGAUUGGACGAGGUAUCUAUAACAUGUCGCUUGGAAUAGGAAAGAAAGAAUGAGGGACUUGGGAAUUUCUGCCGAGUGCUUGGCCUAAGCCUCACGAUAGUUCCUUGAAUGAGACCUGUUUUUCUUUGCACACAUGUUCGGUUUCUUAAUAAAUUUGCCUCGUUGCAGACUUUGAUCAUCAAUGGAAGUGUAAAACUUAAUGGACCCCGGUUUUUUUUGUUUAUUUGACGUAAGUCGAUUGACGGUUUAAAUUGUGAAAGAAAGUUUACAUUACCACGCUAUA